AUGAAUAAGUUCGUGUUUAGCUUCACCGUGAUCCUGGUGCUGGCCACGUUUGGCUCGCUGGAGGUGAAUGCGAAGAAAAAGCUCCCGAACAACAAGUAUGGCGAUGGUGACUUUGAGUUCAUCGAUGAGGAUGAUAAGAGCAGCCAACAGCAACAGAUGGAUCCCGCGGCCGCAUUGCAGCUGAAGCAGGAUCAACAGCAAAUGAUUCCAGAGAAGAAGAAGUGGAUUCACGACCCUUCAAGUGACCUUUGCAAACCACUCAACUGCAAGAAGAAAGAACUCUGCCUACUGGAGGACGCCUAUACCGCCGUUUGCGUCUCGAAAAAGGAGCUCCAUAAGAACAAAUUCAUCAGCAGCUACAAUUCACUUGCAAACAGGGAAGAGAUCAUCACCAAGAGCAAAUACUUUGAGCAGGAGGAAGCGAAGCGCAAGGCCGAAGUGGACGCAGAAGCAGCGGCAGCUGCUGCAGCCGCCGCCGCCGCCGCCGCCGCCUCCUCAUCCUCCUCCUCCUCCGCCGCCGGCAGCAACAUCAAUGCGAACAGCGGCGUGGGCGGUGGAGCGCCCGAUGGCGGGGCCAGCAUGACACUGAUGGCGGCCAGCGGAGACAGCAGCACCGGAAGCAAUGGAAACGAUGGAACCAGCAGCGGGCUGGAGCAGGAGGAGCGCGAGGAUGACGAGAGCUCGUCGCAGGAUGACGACGUGUUCUACGACAGCGAGGGUGGCGAGAAGGAGGAGGACUGCAAGCCCUGUCCGGUGGUGAAGCCUACGUUCCUGUGCGGCAGCGACAACCGGACGUACUCGUCGCUCUGCCGGCUCGAGUACCACAACUGCAUCCACGUUAGCGAGGUUAAAGUGAGCUGCAAGGGCUUCUGUCCAUGCAAAGCCAACAACCUGCUGCAGGACCUGCGAAAACAGCAGCGGAUGGCCGAGCGGAUGAGCGCGUUCAACGCCAAGUACCAGCGGACGCUCGACAGCAAUGACAUCAACGCAGACAACCUCAUUCCAUCGGAAAAGGUAAGACAACAGCAGCAGCUGAAGGAGGAAAAGAACCGGCACUACAACCACAUCAACUCGCAGUACACAUUCACGCCGGAGGAGAUCAAGUACGACAACAAGCACUACAAGUACAUUAAGUACACGACGUACAAGGGCAAGCCUUCAGCGCAGACAGCUCGUCAGUCCGGUGGCGGCCAGUACGAUGGCUACGGUGCCCCGAACGGGGGCUCGGCCCGUUCCGCCGGCGAGGACAAGCACAAAAUCCGAGGCUACAACGAGGUCCUCGACAAGUCGUCCGGCAGCAGCGGAAGUAGCGGCAGCAGCAGUAGCAUCACCAACAUCAAUAAUGGGAACAUCAAGCCAUCUAAAUUGUCCGGCAGCUCGGCACGGUACGCGAUGAAAUCGAGCGAAUGUAAACCGCAGCAGCUGACGGCCAUCGGCAACCGGCUGCUCGACUGGUUCUCGGUCAUCAUGGCGGACAGCAAGAAGCGGCGCCAGCACCAGCAGCAGAAGAACAAGGUGCACUUCCCGGCCGCCUGCAAGCUGGAGGCGCGCUGGAUGUUCGGCCACCUCGACCUGAACAACGACGGCGAGCUGUCGACGCAGGAGCUGUACGAUCUCGAGCACGACCAGAACGAGCGCUGCAUCAAACCGUUCAUCGACACGUGCGACCUCGACCAGGACGGGACGAUCGAUCCGCGCGAGUGGUGCCGCUGCUUCGAGAAGACCGACCGUCCGUGUGCCGCGGUCCGGCGGCGUCUCGGCAACGAUCUCAGUGGUUCGUACGCGCCGGAUUGUGACAGCCAAGGGUUCUACAAGCCAACCCAAUGCCACCAGGCCGUCGGGGUGUGCUGGUGUGUGGAUGAACACGGGGUGGAGUUUGCCAACACGCGCACCCGGGGCAAGCCAAACUGCGAAGAAAUCAUCAACAACGCCACCACUCUGAACUCGGACGACGAGGACACGGAAGACUCGGACGACGAUGACGACAGCCAGGAGGGAAGUGCCGACCGCUUGCUGGUGUUCUAAGGGAACGAAAGCGCACCAAGACACGAGCGUGGCCACGCCGUUACCCCGAGAGGUUCACCUUCCGUAGCUAUUUCUUUUCACCCAAACCGUCAUUCGGUGCGCCACUUCGGUGCGGGCGGCGAUUUUCCAAAGCGUUCGGCGACGGAGCGAUGAGCCGGAAAACGCCCACCACGCGUGGACCAGGUGACGCAUCACGGUACGUCAACGUAUGCAUCUUCUUAUGUUCAUCGCGUUUAAUGCAACCGAUAAGCAACAUGGAUUAGACAAAUCAUCUUUCCUAACUUCCCGUCCCAGAAAAGUCCACCAAAGUGUGGUGGUGUUGGUGGUGAAUCGAGAUACAUUUUCACGUUUGAAUGAAUGAACACAUUGUUACCAGGUGGGCGCGAUCCCUCUGUUAAUCUCUCUUUCGCUCUCCGUCGGUCGUGCGUACGAAACACUUCUUGCACGUUUCUACAGCAAUGCUGCUCCCGUCCUUUGCAUAGCUCGUACGUUUUAUGUAGAAAUUGCAAAACCUUGCUGAAACACUUUAAAGGCACAUCCGACUAAUGCUAGAAAUGGUCAGCGAGUAAGAACUGUUCCACAGACCACCACAACUCUUUUAAACAAGCGUCGAGAGAGAACCGAAACAAAGAUCGGAAGAAAAACGCGGAAGGAGAAAGCAGAGGCAGAGGAUAGAAAAAUAAACUUAACUCUUAGAUACUAAGAAAAGCUAAACAAAGUAAUAAUUUUCUUUAGUGCUAUCCGUCUUUACUGCUGAAACGCAAAAAAAAACUGGUGAGUGAGUGUUACGAUACGUGGCAGCAAAGCAGAGGAGAAAAACUUGAAGAAAAAACCGGCCAAGAACGACACAAGCGAGUGUCUGCGUGUGUGUGUAUGCGUGUAUUACUGUUAGUAACUCCAUUUGAAGGAAAAAAGCAAAGGUUUGCUGACCGUCAGCACUGUAGCCGAAUGCAAUCUCUAGAACAAAUUUCUCAGCGAACAAGAACCAAAGACAAACGGAAGUAAUCAAAACGCUGAAGCUUUUUUCAUCCAAGCCAGUGUGUGUAUGUGUAUAUGUGUGCUGUUUAUGGACCUGUACACCUACGAUCAAUGUUCCGUCACAUGUUUCUUGUACAUUUCAUUUUGUAGCAAUAAAAAAUAUUCACAAAUUAUUCGAAAUGAAACAAUCAAAUUCAAUUGUUUUAAUGUAAGAUUAUUCGGUCACUAUUUUGAGAAGAAAAGCAAAUUUUCAAACACAAAGACACGUUAUUCAUACGACGAAAAAUAACUGCAUGGGUACAUCACUGUUGGUUUAGUCAGUCGGCCAUUAAUUCUGUAAGCCCAUUCGGAUGACAGCGUCAGCUUACAACAAGUAGGCAUCGAUGGGGAAAAACAUAUGAUAAAACAAACCAAUCCUAGCAUCCCUUGCGCACGUUCAACUCGCUGUCACCAAUGUCAAACGUAGUACAUACUGUGGGUUUGUAAUUUGUUCUGUUCGAAUGUGAUGCUAUGAGUAGAGCAAUUUCUAGCAAAUGAAAGCCGAUUGAAAAUUUAAAACUGACGAUAAAAUCAAUGCACUGAGCUUUUAUUGUUCCAUAGAACGCAAGUGAAAGGACGCCUAGGCCCGGUUGCAUGCAAACGAAAGCUACCAAUUACUACUAUUAACUACUACUACUAACACUACUACUACUACUAUUACUACUACUUAUACAACUACCUACCGCUACCCACAGCACUUACACACCAAAGCCACCAGCUAACGUACCGCUAGUAGCAAAAGAAACUGACUCCUAGAGGAAAAAUCCAUAGCAUGCUGCAAUUUCCGGCAAAAGCAAACGAGGUAUGGAGAAAGGUGAAGGAAUAAAAUUACGAGCGUUUAGAUGAAAUUUCAGCAUUAAAACUUCAAAAACGUUUGUCAGGCAAGGGAUGUGUAAUGUACCGCAAGUGGGGGACAAAACCAGGCUACAAAUGAAAAAUCAAACACUUAAUACGAAACGAAAUGGUCAAUCAGGAUAAAAAAUAUGCAAACAAACACAUGAUUAUGAUUUCGAUGAAACGUAAACUAGGUAAUAAAAAAAAAAAAAACAAAACGUAGAACUAGAUCGCAAAACCAAUGUGUGCUACAAGAAUGUGCUGCAGAGUUGUUUAGAA
This is a messenger RNA of Anopheles coustani, 4155 nucleotides long. RefSeq names its product proteoglycan Cow (gene Cow). Gene Ontology annotation, molecular function: protein binding; calcium ion binding. The transcript is spliced from 11 exons. Bases 1 to 2025 code for a protein of 674 amino acids. The record is from RefSeq and is a predicted model, not a curated record. Gene Ontology annotation, biological process: establishment of protein localization to extracellular region. Lineage: Eukaryota; Metazoa; Arthropoda; Insecta; Diptera; Culicidae.